UCGCUACUGAGGAGAGAGAGUGAGAGCGCAGGCGGAUCGCACAGCUCACACAGUAGCAUCAAUGCAUGCACACGUCUUCCUGUAGGCAGCCCAACCUGCGCCACACGAAUGUCAAAUUGACAAGUGAUGCUUGCAUCGAUCAGUGUGAUUUUUGACUAAGUCAAAGCGGGUCCUGUUUCUCAAUCUAAGAAGAAUCUCAUCCAAUAGUAGUGUUUACUAAAUUCGUUUUUUUUUGGCUAAUGGAAAAAUGGCGAUGUCUACUCAGUCCUGCAGCACCUUCUGCUUGGUGUUAGUGCAGACUGUCUUCAUUAUUAGUGUCACCUCACCGGGGACGGACAGCCUCAGUUUUCCUCAGCAAUAUACAAUGAUGUACUGGGCCAGACGAAUUGAGCAGGAAUUGGACAGAGUGCUUCAGCAUGCCAGCUCCCAGCAGCUGAGAGGGAUUUACAACGAGAAGAGGCGUCAGUUCGGCCUGGUGAAGAACGUGCCCAGCGACGUGGUGCAGAAGGUCUCCUCAGACAUUGAGAGGCUCUUGGGAAAGAAGCGCAAGGCGCUUGAGAAACUGACCAGAGAAGCUGAGCGGUUACAGAAGGAGCACACCUGGAAAGACAGCCUUAAGGAAUGGGAUAUGGAAUACUACGACUCCAAAGCUGACAUGGAUUAUUAUGCUCUCCAGGACAGCGAUGGGGAGGGAAAUUCGGCGCAUUCAUCCUCCCUGAAGCUGGAGUUUGUUUAUGACCCCAGCUUCAAAAAUAACGUCAACUACUCCUACACUGCUGUGCAGAUCCCAACUGACAUCUACAAGGGCUCUCCAGUGAUUUUGAAUGAGCUGAACUGGACCCAAGCACUGGAAAAGACCUUUAUUGAAAACAGCCGCGAUGACCCGUCGCUGCUGUGGCAGGUGUUUGGAAGUGCCACGGGUGUCACCAGAUAUUACCCAGCCACCCCAUGGAGAGCCCCAGACAAGAUAGACCUGUACGAUGUGCGGAGGCGUUCAUGGUACAUCCAGGGAGCAUCCUCACCGAAAGACAUGGUUAUUCUGGUGGAUGUGAGUGGCAGCGUAAGUGGCCUGACUCUUAAGCUCAUCAAGGCCUCUGUAAUAGAGAUGCUAGACACGCUAUCAGACGACGACUACGUCAAUGUGGCCCGGUUCAGCGAAAAGGCAGAGCCGGUGGUGCCCUGCUUCAAGCAUCUCGUCCAGGCCAAUGUCCGAAAUAAGAGGACCUUCAAGCAGGCCGUGCAGCUCAUGCAAGCUAAGGGCACCACUGACUACAAGUCGGGGUUCCACUUUGCAUUCCAACAGCUGCUGAAUGUGACAAAUGUGCCGAGGGCCAACUGCAACAAAGUGAUCAUGCUGUUCACAGAUGGAGGCGAGGACCGUGCCCAGGAUGUCUUCGAGCAGUACAACUGGCCCAACAAGACGGUACGGGUGUUUACCUUUUCUGUCGGGCAGCACAAUUAUGAUGUCACUCCCCUGCAGUGGAUAGCUUGUGCCAAUAAAGGGUAUUACUUUGAGAUCCGGUCCAUCUGCGCCAUUAGAACCAACACACAGGAAUACUUGGAUGUUCUGGGACGGCCUAUGGUGUUGGCAGGGAACCGAGCAAAGCAGGUCCAGUGGACCAAUGUAUACCAGGAUGCUUUGGGUUUGGGACUUGUAGUGACUGGAACAAUGCCCGUCUUCAACCUCACCAUUGAGGGAAACUCACAGAACCAGCUCAUUCUGGGGGUGAUGGGUGUGGAUGUCCACCUUGACGAGAUCAAGAAGCUAACCCCGCGCUACAAUCUGGGUGCGAAUGGAUACAUCUUCGCCAUUGACCCAAAUGGAUACGUCCUCCUGCAUCCUAACUUGCAUCCGAAGAUGGUGAACCUGCCCGAACCUGUGACCCUGGAUUUCCUGGAUGCUGAGCUUGAGGAUGCCAGCAAGCAAGAGAUCCGUCGGCAGAUGAUUGACGGGCGGCCUGGCCAGGCGACAAUCACAACUCUCGUCAAGUCGAUUGACGAGCGAUACAUCGAUGAAGUGAGACGGACUUACACCUGGAUGCCCAUUAAUGGCACUGACUACAGUCUGGGUCUAGUUUUGCCCCCAUACAAUGAAUACUAUCUCCGCGCAGACCUCAGUGAUGAGAUGCUCCAGCUGCAGUAUCUGGAGUCCAUGCUUCCAAGCUCCUUUGAGUCUGAGGGACACGUCUUCAUUGCUCCCAGGGAUUACUGCUCACAACUACGCAUUACUGAGAACAACACACUCUUCUUGGAGAACUUCAUUUCGCUUAUGGUGGAGAUCACAGCAGAGUCCAAGGACUGUAAUCAAGUUCUCAUUCACAACCUCAUCCUGGAAGCUGACAUAACCUGGCAGUUGGCAGCAAGAGUUUGGAAGAACAAAGAUCUGACCACAUAUGGCUUUCUGGCAUUCUUCGUGUCUACAGACGGCGGUGUCACUCGGAUAUUCCCCAACACGGCUGCUGAAUCAUGGGCUGAGGACCCAGAGCCCUACAAUGCCAACUACUACCACCGCACCAUGGACAACAAAGGAUUCAUCUUUCAUGUACCUCGGAGAAAGCUGACUGAUGACACAAACUUGGACAACGGCACUGCCAGUGUUCUGGUCAGCACUGCGGUGGAAGUAUCUGUAGGUGGCAAGACUAUUAAACCUGCAGUUGUCGGUGUGAAACUGGACCUGGAAGCCUGGGUGGACAAGUUCAAGAUUUUGGCCAGCAACCAGUCCGACAAUCGGCAGGGUUCACAUAAGUGUGGACCAUCCAGCAGCUGUGAGAUGGACUGUGAAGUCAACAGUGACGAUCUACUCUGUUACCUGAUAGAUGAUGGAGGAUUCCUAAUCAUGUCCAACCAGAAAGACCACUGGAAAAAGGUGGGGAACUUCUUUGGAGAUGUAGAUCCGUCCCUUAUGUAUGCUCUGUACACCAGCUCCAUCUAUGCUCGUAAGCAGUCCUUUGACUACCAGUCAGCAUGUGAACCGACAGCAAGCAGCCACACAGGGGCGGCUCGACGGGGAGUCUUCGUGCCGACCAUCACAGAUAUCCUCAGUGUUGCCUGGUGGACGUCAACUGCAACCUGGUCUCUGCUUCAGCACCUCUUCCAUGGGCUGGUGUACAAUAGCUGGUUCAACAGUGGUGACGUGGAGGCCGAGGGGAUAGACUUCCGGGAUAGCAGCUGUAUGACCAUUUAUAGCCAGUUCUAUUUCACCAACACCACAAGCUCUUACAACACCUUGCAGGACUGUGGCAACUGUUCCAGGUUGUUCCAUGCGAAGAGGAUAGAGAAGACCAACUUGCUCUUUGUGGUGGCGGACAUUCCCUGCAAGUUUUGCGAGAUGGAGAAGCUGGCUCGGGUUAAGACACAGUACCAAGAAGAGAACCCAUGUGAACUGCUGAGUCUGGCGCGCUAUCGGAAAGGCCCGGCCACCUGCUUCGACUACAACAUCCAGGAAAACACCUCAGAAUGUGGGAGGGGCCUCUCCAUUAGACCGACGCUAGGAGUCCUCCUGUAUUUCCAGUUACUUCUCCUGUACCUGUCAGCAUCUCUCUAGGCUUCACCUGAUUCCAUCUUGGUUCUAACCCCUCCUGGUAUAAACCCGUUUGUUCGCCCACCACAUCCUUUCUGACUCUCCCUCUGUGGUUCAACAUCUUCCAUUAUCACCCUUCCCCCAUCUGUGAGUCAUUACCGAAGGGUCUCGCUGGGUUUGCGUUGAUGCCUAGCAACAGCUUUCCCUCCUCCUCCUCCUCCUCCUCCUUCUCCUCCAGCCUCCCUGCCAUGAAUCACUACCUCCCUCCCCCGUGGAGGUUAAUUUAUGAGUGAUAUAGAUACAGAACAGCACACCUCUGAAUCUGCCACAAGUAGCCAUGAUAAUUUGCAAAGAAUGUCUUUAACAGUGAGAAUGCAAAUUAUGCAUAUACUUCUCUCUAAAAUGUGACCCUUCCUGUGGUCUGGACUUUACCUCCAGAAUUAAGGGGCAGAGAGUCGACAGAUCCUACUCUACCAUGGCACAAGAGUAAUAAUCAUGAAAUUCAGCAUCCCUGCGACAUGUGGUGACUAAGCGUGUCUGUGCGUGUCACUAAGUGCUCCAUCCGUGUGUUGUUUGUGCCCGCGUCACCUGACCUGUGACGCCCAGGUUUUCCAGCUUCUAGCUAUAUAGCACAAUGGUGUUGGCCAAACAAAUAAAUAUAGAUCAUGAGACCUCUGGCCACUAAUCUGCUUUUUAAACCAUUUUUCUAAAGGAAGGAAAUAAAAAUGGGCAACUUUAAUGUAAGGCUGCAUGCAUUUGCUUUAGCUUAUC
Messenger RNA from Brienomyrus brachyistius, 4291 nucleotides. Its product is annotated as voltage-dependent calcium channel subunit alpha-2/delta-2-like. The transcript has 38 exons. The coding region runs from base 248 to 3544 and encodes 1098 amino acids. Lineage: Eukaryota; Metazoa; Chordata; Actinopteri; Osteoglossiformes; Mormyridae. Gene Ontology annotation, cellular component: voltage-gated calcium channel complex. Gene Ontology annotation, molecular function: voltage-gated calcium channel activity. The record is from RefSeq and is a predicted model, not a curated record.